Spinacia oleracea (spinach) is the source of this 2602-nucleotide messenger RNA. Its product is annotated as cysteine-rich receptor-like protein kinase 10. The transcript has 7 exons. Gene Ontology annotation, cellular component: plasma membrane. Bases 437 to 2410 code for a protein of 657 amino acids. Gene Ontology annotation, biological process: protein phosphorylation. Lineage: Eukaryota; Viridiplantae; Streptophyta; Magnoliopsida; Caryophyllales; Amaranthaceae. Gene Ontology annotation, molecular function: protein serine/threonine kinase activity; ATP binding. The record is from RefSeq and is a predicted model, not a curated record.
AAAAGCACAAAAUAAAGUAAAAAAUAAAAACAAAUAAAAAACAUCAUCAUCAUUCUUCCCUUCGCCAUUGAGUUUCAGGUAACUCUCUCAUCCAUGGUGUUUAUUUUCAACUAGUCUAAAGAAUAACAAAAACAACAAUUAACGGUUGCAAUCAACGCGUAUCUCCUUCUCAAACAAAAGCCCCAACAUAUUUUAUCUUAUAUCGCAUUCCCCGACCUUUAAUAGUUAAAAUUAGGGUUUUGGUUUGGUUCGCGAAACAUCGCGAAUUGGGGAACCGCGAUCGGUACGGGCGAACCCGGUUCGAGAUUUGCGGCGGUUACCAGCGAACCAGGUAACGCUGAUUGAGCCAAUAGUCAUAGUGUCCUACGACCUUCAGAAAUUAACAUAUAAUUCACAGAUUAAAACAAAUAACACCAUUAACAAAAGUUAUCAAGAAAUGGAGUUACCAACAAAACUCAUAUUAUUAGUGCUCCAAUUCAUCCUCAUUUCUUUCCUUCCAAAAACCUCAGCUCAGUUUCAAUUCCUCUACAGCAAAUGCGGAAACAUCAACUAUUACACCCAAAACAGCACUUACCAAUCCAACCUCAAAACAGCCCUCAACUCUCUAUCCUCAACCCCUCGAGUCACCAAUGGCUACUACAACUUCACCGCGGGUCAAACUCCUAACAAAGUCAAAGCCAUGGUCCUAUGCAGAGGUGACGUACCUUACAACACUUGCCGGCUUUGUAUCCGUGACUCGGCUGCUACUCUCCCGGUAUCAUGUCCUAACCAAACAGAGGCUUUCGGGUACACUGACAACUGCAUUAUAUUUUACUCAAACAACUUCAGUUUUAAUGCAGUAAAAGAGAGGCCAAGAUGGGCUCUGUGGAAUAACAAGAAUGUUUCAAAUAUCACAGGGUUUAACAACACACUUACUUCUAUGAUGAAUACCUUGCAAAAUAAGGCUUCAUUGGGGAAUUCUGAGCUGAAAUCUGCUGCUGCACAGAUAAAUCUGACUACUACAAAUCAAACCAUGUAUGGACUUGUUCAGUGUAAUCCAGAUUUGUCAAGGUUUGACUGUGUUAAGUGUGUUCAAUACCUGAUCUUUAGCUUCUUCUCCAAAGAUUUUGUUACGCCUACAUUUAUCGCUGCAGGAGCCAGGGUGAUUACACCUAGCUGCAAUCUUCGGUAUGAAAUCUACUCCUUUUAUGGUAAUCUUACCGAUGUUGGUCCACCGCCACCACCAGUACCAGUAUCAAACAGAAGUUCUACUCCACAAGUUGAAAUAAACCAGAAGUCUCAUAGAAGUCAUAGCACCAUUGUCAUUGUGAUCCCGAUUAUGGGAUCACUAGUACUCAUAAUAAGCAUAGCUUCAAUCUGCAUCUUAUUAAGGAGGAAGAAACGUAAAAAGUCUGCAACAAACCUAAACAAAGAAGAAAUUGAAAAUUUCAAUUCCUUACAAUAUAGUUUUGAGGCUAUCAAGGUUGCAACAAAUGAUUUUUCCAAUGACAAUUAUCUUGGAGAAGGUGCAUUUGGCGCUGUAUAUAAGGGUAAGCUUCCUGAUGAGCAAGAAAUAGCGGUGAAGAGACUGGCAAGGAAUUCAGUUCAGGGUGAUGUACAGUUCAAAAAUGAAAUUUUAAUAUUAACCAAGCUUCAACACAGGAAUCUGGUAAGACUUCUAGGAUUCUGCUUUGAAGAAGAAGAAAUGCUUCUGAUUUAUGAGUUUGUGAUCAACAAAAGCCUAGACAGCUUCCUAUUUGAUCCUAUACAAAGUUCAUCUUCAUCUAUGCCGUGGGAAACACGUUACAGAGUCAUUAAUGGCAUUGCUAGAGGACUUGUUUACCUUCAUGAGGAUUCUAGACUGCGGAUUGUACAUCGUGACCUCAAAGCUGGUAAUGUUCUGCUAGACACAGAUUUUAAUCCAAAGAUUGCAGAUUUUGGCAUGGCAAAGCUGUUUAACAUUGACCAGACUCAAUCUGUGGCGAGCACAAUGGUUGGAACCUUUGGAUACAUGGCACCCGAAUAUGUGCUACAUGGUCAUGUGUCAACAAAAUCUGAUGUUUUUAGCUUUGGUAUACUUAUCCUAGAGAUUGUAAGCGGUCAAAGGAUUAGUUCUUUUAAGAUAAUUGGAGAAAAGCCCGAAAACUUGCUUACUUUUGCAUGGAAUAAGUGGCUAGAAGGCAAGGCUUGGAAUAUUGUUGAUCCUACAUUACCUUCUGCAUUUAGCACAGAGAUAUUGAGAUGCAUACACAUUGGAUUGCUGUGUGUCCAGCAUAACAUGGCAGACAGACCUACUAUGUCUUCUGUUGAACUGAUGCUAAGUAGCUCUUCUCUCUCUCUCCAAGUACCUUCACAACCAGCAUUUUUCACACGAAGCCAUACACCAUCAAAUGCGACAUCUCAAGGGAAUACCUCGAUCAGAUCAAUCUAGUAGUAGAUAACCGGCAUGUUAAUUAAUUAUUAGGUUACUAUGACACAAGUCUAUCCUCAGUAAAUGAGGUUACAAUGACACAGUAUAUGAAUGAAGUUCUGAUAUAUCUGUCCAUGAGACUCUGAAAUAUAUGAAUGAAGUUCUGAUAUAUCUGUCCAUGAGACUCUGAAAUAUAUGAAUGAAGUUCUGAUA